ACGGCACAGAAAGUCAGCAGUACAACAGCCGCAAAACACAACGAAUACCCUAAAAAACACUUUAUAUCUGGAUAUAUUCUCAUAUUUAAGUGAGUAAAGGUUUAUUUCUUGCUGCAGGUCCUGGCUGCAGUCUGAUGGGUUCAUGAUAACAUCACAGCCUCUUCACUACCAUGGCCCUUGUUGAGGAGCAGCCGGAGAAACACUGCUGGGUGUGUUUUGCCACAGAGAAAGACGACUACAGUGCGGAGUGGGUGAGCCCCUGCAGGUGUAAAGGCUGCACGAAAUGGAUCCACCAGUCGUGUCUGCAGCGCUGGCUGGACGAGAAGCAGAAAGGAAACAGCGGAGGAGCCGUCAGCUGUCCUCAGUGUGGCACCGAAUAUCACAUCGUCUUCCCCAAGAUGGGUCCGUUGGUAUAUUUCCUCCAGCAUAUCGACAGAGCUCUGUCUAAGGCGAGUCCCUUUGCCGCCGUUGGGGUUGUGAUCGGGACCGUUUACUGGUCCGCCGUCACAUACGGAGCUGUGACCGUCAUGCAGGUUGUUGGACAUAAGAAGGGUCUGUACGUGAUGGAGCGAGCGGACCCUUUGUUCCUGUUGAUGGGUUUGCCGACCAUCCCUGUGCUGCUGGUUCUGGGCAAGAUGGUCCGCUGGGAGGAUUAUCUUGUGAGGCUGUGGCAGAGAUACUCCUUCAAGCGCAAACUCCCACCAGGUACGAGUCGCUACCUGCCCCGUGUCCCUGCUGACGGACUGACCUCAGGAGAUCACCUCUCUGUGUCACGGACUCUGUGUGGAGCUCUCGUCUUUCCCUCCAUCGCCAGUCUGGUGGGACGGCUGCUGUUUGGACGAGUGUCCUCUAAUCUGCAGCGAACCGUACUGGGAGGCAUCGCUUUUGUGGUGAUGAAGGGAGUGAUGAAGGUGUAUUUCAAGCAGCAGCAAUACAUCAUUCAGGCCAACCGGCAGAUCCUCAACUACCCCGAGAGGAACGGAGACGGACAGAAUGAAGCUGGAGACGAGGACACCGAGGACAGCGGCAACGAAUGAAUGAAUGAAUGAGUUCACCGAGAAAUAAAAACAUCUGUGAGGGGAAUGAUGGAAGGAAGGAAGGAAGGAAGGAAGGAAGGAAGGAAUGAAGCCGGAGAGGAGGGUACAAAACCAUAUAUUUUAUGAUAAAACUCUGCAGAACAUUUAAAUAUGAAACUACUGUAAGAUGAUUGAUUGUGUAGACGAAGAGAAGGAUAAGCGAGUGUGUGGAGUGAUAUGACUUUACUGUUAAAGUGUUCAGACCCCAAACUUUCAGCUAUAACUGUGUACCACUGUAUCACUGGUAAUACUAACCACUAACACAGCAGCAGAUAUAUUAGUCUACAAAAUCUCAGCUUUAAAUUCUCUUUAAACUCUCAGUCACAAAGAUACUUGAAGAUGUUUAUAAAAGAUGAUUUAUUGCCUUAUUUUCUCACAAAGUCAGAAGUCAGUCCAGGUGUGAGCAGGUAUUUAUUUACUGAUAGCAAGUUAAUGGUUGUUUAAUAUUUACACCACUUUUUAAGCCUUAAAUCCAGUUUAUAUGAAGCUCCUUUCAGACAUGCAUGUUCUAAAUGUGAAGGCUAAUUUUACACAUCGGUCUCAAGUCUGAAUUAAAGGCUUGAGUCACAUUUAUAUUAAAGUUAAAGUUGCAAUCUUACAAACUCAGACUGUGUAUAUAUUUCUUUAAACAAUAUUUUUUGGCAUUUUCUGUAAAUGCACAUAGAACAUUAGCAUAGAAAAUCACCCGUUUUUAUCAGCAGCAGAAGAUGAAACAUACAGAAAAUUAACACACACUUGUUCUUCUUAUUAAUUAAGCAUAAUAAAUCACUCAUUCACCAUCUUUUAUGCACGAAAAGAAACAGAAGACAUGUUAAAUUGCCCAAUUUAAAGAAUUUAAAGUCUAUUGAAAUGAUUAUUUCCUUCUAUGUUGAGGGGACUCAUACAACAAUCUACAUUAAGUAGUUUCUUUUCCUUCAGUGUUAUUAUUAAAACAGUUAAAUUCAUGGUUUCUACAUCCAUGAGUCCUCCACACAGACCUCUGAGCACACCUGGAUUAUAGUAAGUAUAGAAGUUUGUCUACUGUCCUGAUUAAAAUAAAGAUGAUGGAGUAAAAAAAGUGCCACAUCAAACUGAUCCCAAUAAGUGAGAUAUACAGAUUUUAAAUUGGAUAAAAAAGGAGAAUAUUAAGGUCACAUGAGCCUCAGAGGCCUGACAGUAACAGUAACAGAUGGAUGAAGGCAGCAGCGUUGCAUAUCUAUGUCUGAAAGGAGCUUUAACGUCUUCCUUUUAAUGUGCCUUAUUUAAAGAAAGUAUACAAAAAAAAACUCGACGGUAUCAUUUAACUGCCUGAUAAACCUCUUUUUCUCCUCCUGUGCUGCUCUGAUUGUUUCUAUCUGGGUAAAUGUUCCUGGAUAUUUUCCUGAUAUUUGAAUAUUUCACACUGACCUUUAGCACCGUUUUUCCCUCCCUGCUGUUCAUUUAAUACUCGUGAACUCGUCUUUUAACUCUUUCUGCUGUACUGUCACCUGUCUGAUCCUUCUGUUUUCAAUGCAACCGACUCACCUUAAAUAACUUUCUAUUGGUCAACACAUCGACCGCUCCUCUGCUCCUCUGUGUGAUAUCGUUUUAAUAGUUUGACCUGAUGAAUCAUAGUCGCUUUUUGCAGAUUUAUGUUGUAGUUUCCUCUCUGGGUAGAAAGUAAAAUACUCUUAGAACUUAACUUAAAAAGAGAGAGAGACUUAAUAAAACAGUAAAAUCACUUCAGAGUUUUAUUGCACAGGUUGAGUUUGUGGUUAUUUGGUGGUUGUUGGGUUUUUCUUUUAAUGCACUUCCUCUUGUGGCAAAGCUGAAACAGAGUUGUUUAACCUUGAGAUCCAUGUGGUCACUGGACAUUUAUUAAAGCGCUGAUAUGUUCAUAUUUAUUUGGAAUAUGUGAAGUAAAAGAAUAAAGUUUAAGAUUUUGCUCUUGAAAAUUGAGAAAGAAAUUGAUGUCCUUCUUAAAUUUACCUCAAUUUACACAAAAAUGUCCCAUAAUCCUGCCCUCUUUGGAUUAUUAAACAUGCUCUGAAACUUUAAUUGCACACUUUCCCUCCAGUCGUGUAUGUGUAUGUUUAAAAGGAGCUCUUAUUUUAUGUCUUAGUGAUUGAAUUGUUUAAUAAAGCUCUUUGUAAAACUCAAA
Molecule: messenger RNA, 3195 nt
Organism: Scomber japonicus (chub mackerel)
Lineage: Eukaryota; Metazoa; Chordata; Actinopteri; Scombriformes; Scombridae
Gene: marchf5l
Product: membrane-associated ring finger (C3HC4) 5, like
Exons: 7
Coding region: 171-1037 (288 amino acids)
Molecular function (GO): zinc ion binding
Source: RefSeq, a predicted model, not a curated record